Dovyalis caffra is the source of this 654-nucleotide messenger RNA. Lineage: Eukaryota; Viridiplantae; Streptophyta; Magnoliopsida; Malpighiales; Salicaceae. The record is from the annotation of a GenBank genome assembly.
AUGAGAACAAAGAGACCAAUGGCGAUACACUGUACAACGAUGUUUGAAACUUUCCCACCCCCAGAAUCCCUGUUAGAAUCGCUGAAAACCCACUUCCCACAAGAUUCUUUGGCUUCAUGGGGCACAAAACCUGGCACCAAGAACGUGCACAACCUUUGGUUAGAGCUUAGCCGAGGUGAGUCCAUGUUAUCAGAUACAAUCCCGGCAGACAGGAAACUCCAUUGUGCUGUGGUCCGGAUCCUCAACCACAAGACUAAUAAAAUCCUCCUUGAAUCCGACCAAGAACUCUCCGAUGGCUCGAUUCGGUCCCGGUCACGUCCACUCUCAGAAAAGAUGAAAGCUAAUGAAGACGUUGAAGGUGCCGCUUUGCGUGCUAUAAAAGAAGAGCUGGGGCCUAGUUGGGUGGCUUCUUUUGUGCCUGGUGCGUAUAAGAUGAAGAAAUCGAAGAGGGAGUCAGAUUCCUAUCCCGGGUUGGACACGACGUAUGUGGUGCACACCGUGCAUGCUACGGUGGAAGGGUUGCCGGACGAGGAUUUUACGACGGAAGAGGAGGAGUAUGGGGAUUGUUUAGGGUUAAAGAAGGUUGCAGACAAGGCUGUGCAUGUGAAAAGGCAUUUUUGGCAGUGGGCUGAUUAUUAUGUUGAAGAGGAAUGA